AUGUACAACACGCACACAGAUAUUUGGGUGGCAGGCGCAUUCGCCGCAAUCGUGGUAGACUUUGUCGUUUAUCCCAUGGAUACGCUCAAGACGCGCAUCCAGUCACCAGAUUAUGAAAAGGUCUUUAAAGAUGCGCGGACACAGGCAGUGAAACGAGACGUCCUCUUUCGUGGUCUCUACCAAGGAGUCUGGAGUGUGGUUUUUUCAACAAUACCAUCAUCAGGAGCAUUCUUCACCACAUACGAGGCUAUCAAGAGUACCCUGCACGGCUCAUCCACAAGAUCCAACAAAAAUGGCAAUCAACAGGGUUACUACUCAGAAUCCAAGACCGGCUUCCACCUACCUUUCACGCACUCCCUGCCCAGCCCCAUCAUCAAUGCAAUCGCAUCAUCCUCCGCCGAGGCCGUCUCAUGCUUCAUGCUGACCCCAGCCGAAGUCCUCAAACAAAAUGCCCAAAUGGUCCAAUCAAAUCACAAGGCCCAACCCACCGAUGUAAGCGCUAUGCGGCAGGUCCUCGCCCGAUUCAAGGGCCAUCCAUGGAAACUCUGGCAUGGGUAUUUCGCCUUACUAGGUCGUAACCUCCCGUCCACGGCGAUCCAGUUCCCCCUCUUCGAAUAUAUCCGGUCGAAAGUCAUUGCAAGGUCCCAACGACGCAAAGGGGCAGAGUCGUCGCGGGACAAGUGGGGCAAUCAUGCUCAGAGCCAAAGCGAGCGUUUGAUGGAACGUGCUGGAUUAACUGCGUUCUCGGCGUCCAUUUCAGGGUCCGUCGCUUCGAUAAUCACCACACCUAUUGAUGUGAUCAAGACGCGGGUGAUGUUGUCGGCGAGCGAUACCACGGCUGAAGAGUCGAAAUUCGCGGAGCAGAGUAGGCCUAGGGCUUCGAAUAAGAAGGGUACUUGGGCGGUGGGUAAGCAGAUCUUCCGCGAUGAAGGAAUACGGGGAUUGUUCAGGGGAGGUGCAAUUCGGAGUGUUUGGACAGCUUUGUCUUUGAGCUUGUAUCUGGGACUCUACGAGGGUGGUCGGUUUUAUCUUGAAAAUCGGCGACGUAGACUCGAUGGUGAUGCAUAG
Messenger RNA from Penicillium oxalicum, 1068 nucleotides. RefSeq names its product putative mitochondrial carrier protein. The coding region runs from base 1 to 1068 and encodes 355 amino acids. The record is from RefSeq and is a predicted model, not a curated record. Gene Ontology annotation, molecular function: S-adenosyl-L-methionine transmembrane transporter activity. Gene Ontology annotation, cellular component: mitochondrial inner membrane. Lineage: Eukaryota; Fungi; Ascomycota; Eurotiomycetes; Eurotiales; Aspergillaceae. The transcript is spliced from 3 exons.